UAGCAAAAUUUUCAAGAUAUCAAAAAGACUUAUUGUUUUUAAUCUUGUUUUUAAUUGUUUUCUGAUUUAAAUCAUUAUCCCAAUAAAUUGUACAUUAAAAGAUAAUUAAUAGAAAUGGAAAUAAUAGAUUUUAAAUUAAUAAUUUAUUACUAAAAAAUGAUUCUAUAUACACUCCCCAAAAAUAUGUAUAUAAAUAGGAAACAAUAAGCCCAAUCUUCACUUCACAGUCCAAUACACAUUAACCAUGUUUAAGGUUACAAUAAUUGUUGGACUCUUGGCGUUGACCCAGGCCAGUCAUAUUCCCCUCGCUCCUUUAGGAUAUGACUAUCCAGCCGUUCCACUCCAGACAAGGCUGCAACCUGUCGUAGUUCCAGCCACAUCAACCAUAAUUUCGAAACCACCAGCCCACUAUGACUACGGAUACACCGUAAGCGAUCCGUAUUCAGGUGACCACAAGAGUGCCUACGAAACUCGUCGUGGAGACGCUGUGGCCGGAAGCUACUCCUUCUUGGACGCCAGCGGUACCAAGCACACCGUAGAUUACACAGCCGACGCAGCUCACGGUUUCAACGCCAACGUCCACAAGGAGCCCGCUAAGGUGGUUGUGGCGGCCCCGUCGGUUGUUCGUGCAGUUUCAGCACCUGGGGCACCUAUUCGUUGGCAAGAUCUUCUCCCAUAUUUCCCAGGUUAAUCGUGUUUUUGAACUAAUGCUGGUCAAAAAAUAAACAUUUUUUUCUUCUUUA
Molecule: messenger RNA, 743 nt
Organism: Aethina tumida (small hive beetle)
Lineage: Eukaryota; Metazoa; Arthropoda; Insecta; Coleoptera; Nitidulidae
Product: larval cuticle protein A3A-like
Exons: 2
Coding region: 245-691 (148 amino acids)
Cellular component (GO): extracellular matrix
Source: RefSeq, a predicted model, not a curated record